Messenger RNA from Styela clava, 1134 nucleotides. RefSeq lists its product as uncharacterized. The record is from RefSeq and is a predicted model, not a curated record. Lineage: Eukaryota; Metazoa; Chordata; Ascidiacea; Stolidobranchia; Styelidae.
CUAAAACUAGGUGACAGCAGGGACCGCGACAUGAGACCUCUCGCUCAUUUAUUAUUCGUCACAUUCUGUGGAUGUGUGAGCGCCCUAACAGACGCAGAGAUAGCACUAUUUGUCGCAAGAACUCACAUAGAGACAAAUACUGGUGUUCAAGGAACUGUAUCAGUUACAAUUUCAUCAACAGAUUCAACUGUUAUUGAUUUAUCCAGCAACGGAGUGCCUGAUCACGCAACAGGAACAUUUCCGGGAAAUGGAAAUCCUAAUCCUUUAUCGGUUCAAACAUAUAACUAUAGAAUACCAAAAAAUCCAACACAGGCAUCAACAACAACUUGUCUACCUCAAGGACCUAUUGGAUUGGCGCUUAACGGAGUACCGAUGUUCAAUCCUUAUAGCAUACAGUGCUGCGAUACAGGAGUUGAAGAGCUUGAUCUUUUUGACUCAUGCAUGGGGCAUCCAGCUCCCCAGCCAGCUGGUGCCUAUCACUACCAUAUUAACCCACAAUGUCUAUUCAAUGUUAUCUGCAACCAGACAUCUACUAUCGUAGGGGUCGCGUUUGAUGGAUUCCCCAUUUACGGACCAAACGACGACGAUGGAACUCAACUUACAAUAAGUGAUCUUGAUGAAUGCAAUGGGAAGGUGACAAACGGCCAAUAUAGAUAUCACAUCACUGCAGAUUUUCCGUACUUUAUGGGAUGUUUCAAAGGAUCAUUACUAAGUGAUUCGGGGAUACAGAGCGGCAAUUGCGAAUGUACUGAAGUAGCCAACCCUUGCACUGAAUUUAACGAAGUUUCUAUAUCCCGCAAGAAAAGGCAGGCAACAUCAACAUCUAGGGUUAGUACGUUUGUUUGCUGUCAAGAUGCUUCAAAUUGUAAUUCAAAUGAAGUCUCCACGUCUACGUCGUCCACAACAACUUCAGCUGCCUCAAUUAGCUUCACGUCGGUGGGAAUACAGAUAGUUGGAAUACUUUAUUUUUCGUUUUUAACGUUGUAAAAAGACUCUUCUGAUAAUAAUAAGUUUUUAAGUUUGUUGACCUUCAAGUUAAUGACCUCCUUAACCAAUUAUUAUGCGAUAGACCAAUUUGACAUAUAAAUAAAAUGAUUGUGUUCCUAUCUACGUUAGUAUUUUUAACGAAUUGUA